Molecule: messenger RNA, 3273 nt
Organism: Panonychus citri (citrus red mite)
Lineage: Eukaryota; Metazoa; Arthropoda; Arachnida; Trombidiformes; Tetranychidae
Exons: 13
Coding region: 703-3087 (794 amino acids)
Source: RefSeq, a predicted model, not a curated record
GUUAUAACAAAGUUUUCCUUCUUUGUCAUUUGCUACUGUAUUGUAGUUGUUUCGUUACCUGAAAUGGUUUUCCUUUUUGUUAUAAAUUUGUUUACUUUGAUAUUUCUCUCAAACUUUUACAUACUCCAAAUAUCUACUGAGCCUCUACAUGAUCUCCCUUGGUCAAUUGAUAAAGGAAAUUGGAUAAUAACUGCAAAGUUAAUUUCGUCAAAUGGGGAAGUUUACAAUAUUCGAGAAUACGUUCAUUCAAGUGAAGUUGUUCGCGGUAAAAUUACAAUAUCAUCAGGAGAUGAUAAGGUGGAUAUUUUUUAUUCCAGUGAAUUCGAAAACGAUAGAUUAGUUAUUCAAAAACGACAAUGUACUAAAUUUACUUUCAAAAAGAAAUGGGACAAUAGUUUAUUUGAUAUUGAUUCAAAGAAACCUCUUCUUAAUCAUGUACUGUUGACGGGACCUUCGAUUCUGUUCAGGAUCAAUGGAAAAGGUUUAACAUGGGUAAAUAUUGUGCUUGAGCAAUUUGCUUCUCUAGAUUUUCAAUUUCAACAAUUAAAUAAAUAGAAACAAGGAGAAGAUACAGUUAUCAGAGGAUUCCCAGUGCAUUCUGCAAAGACAAAGUACAAUGAAAACCUUGAUAUUAUUUAUUAUUACAAAACUCAUUUAGAUUCACCUGACUUAUUACAAGCGAGUCGAUUACAAUUUGAUGGUAUGGAUUCAUCUCUUCAGCUGGUAACUUUCAGAGAAAAUUUUAACAUAGAUAUUUACUCAAUGGUAAAAACACAGGAAGAAUUUGAUAAAGUUGUUACGGUUACACCAGGAAUCGGUUGUUUCUUGAAACUCAUAACAUCAGAAUCUCAUGAUUGGCUUAUGAUACCAGAAAUGUCGAAAUCGAGUUAUCAUUUCAUUGCAAAAACUACUGUUGAUGGACCUAAGAAAUCAACAACUUCAAGUGAGAUGUUCGUUAACAGUCAAGAUCUAAUCACAGGUUCGAAAACAAUAGAACAAGGGAUUGUAAUGGAAUCUCUUUACGAUUAUAAUUUGGGAACUGUCUAUGUUUUUCAAAAAGGAGGCCCUUGUUUGGUCUCCGGUAUUGAUCCAAAUAGUCUAGGAAUAAGUAAAUAUGGAUCAUUCACUCCAUCCGGGUUUCUUAAUUAUCGAGAUACAUAUAAAUACUCAUAUCUCGGUAAAACUUUUGUCGAAUCAGGAUACGAAGUUUAUGUCUGGGAAAGAGUUGAUUACAAUUACGAGCUCGAAGGAGGAAAAUAUGAUAAACUUGUUACCAGUCAUUAUUUUGCGAAAUCAGAUGAAGCCAAGUUAUUCAAAGGUUUUCGACUCGUAAAAACUACAACUGACAAUUAUAAAGAAGUGGACAGUAACUAUGAAUGGCUUGAGACCAUUACAAAAGAUUAUUAUGGAUUGGAGGAGACAGAAUCAGGUCGAGAUUAUGAAGAUAAACUAUCAUUACGUUUCAGUGAUUGUUACCCUGAUUCUACGGAAAGAAAAACUUUGGCUAUUUAUUUCAGUUGUGAGAAUGAAAAAGAUGUGGAUUGUGUAAAGUAUGCAGAAAACCAUGUUAACACAUUUACCGAAAAUGUAAAGGAUAUUUUGGUACAGAAAAAUAUUUCUCCUGCAAGAAUAGCCAAUAUUGAUCUUUUAUUUGAACAUCGAAAUAUCAAAGCAUCAGUGAUCUUUUUGAAAACUCCCAAUAUUGAAGAUAGUGUACAAAAAAUAAGAAUGAAACUAUCACAGAAAACUAUUUCAAAUACAGUUCAAGUAUCUUCAAAAUCAAUUGACGAUUGCCUUCUCAAACAAGCUGGACUCUAUUAUAGCCAAGAAGCGAUUAUAUUUUGCAAUUCUGAAAAUACAAAGUCCAAUAUUUGUGGUCGAAUUCAAUUUAAGGGAAUUAUUGUCACGGAUGACGCUGGUACAAUUUGCGAUGUAUAUUAUCCAAUCUACAGUUUUUCAAAUUUUGUGAGAGAAAUUGCUCUUGAAAAAUUGGAAGACAAUAUACUUGAUAAUACAUUUCACUUUUAUCUUAACCGUGAACCGAACUUAUUUUAUGAAUCCACAAAAGUCGUUGUGACUAGAGAGGCGAACCAAAACAAAGACUCGUUCACAAUGGCUACCAAUAAUAAGAAACUAGUCGAUUCCAAUGGUGAUGUUAUAUUGGCGAAAGAUGUUUCCAAUCUUGGUGAUUGUUAUCGUACUUGUGCUCAUGAUAAUGUCAAUCUUUGUGAGACUUUUGUCUAUUGUCAAUAUCCAGAUAAAUUGUCUUGCUAUACAUCUAAUGUUAUCUAUGCUAAUUUAUCUUUACAAUCAACAGAAGAUGAAUCUUGUAAAAUCUAUUCAAAGAAUCGAUUAUUAGAUUACAUCAAAAUAUCUUCGAGAGAGUUUAAAAAAUCGCCUAGCAUUGAUAUUAAUGUUCCAAUUGGUGAUUGUGCUUCAAUAUGCAGUUCAUCUGAUGAAUGUUUCUCAUUCCAACAAUGUGGUGGUUCUUGUACUUUGAGUGGAUAUUACACUGAUUGGGAAACACAGGAAAGUGGUGAUUGUAAUAUUUAUAUUCCGAAAGUUUCUCAACAAUUUAUAUCAACUGGACGGAAAAUUGUUUCUCAAGUUUUUCACACUGAAGUUAAUCUAAAUUUGGAUCAAUGUGCUGCUCUUUGCCACAGUUGGACAAACACCAACGAAUCUUGUGUAUCGUUUAAUUACUGUCCUCAAAAUGGUGAAAUUUGUUCAUGUAGCUUAUCAAAAUAUUCAAUCAACGAUAAAUCAGCAAAUUUAGUUGAUUCAAGAGUUUGUAAGAAUUAUGAAUACAAAAUUCUGAAAUCAACUAAAAACAAGAAUAUCAAAAAUGAAAAAGUUACCACAAACGGGACUACUGCAAUAGCUGCAUUCGGUAUAAUCAUGUUGUUUAUUAUCAUUGGACUUUUAUUUGGAUUUAUUUUCCCAAUGCUCAUCAAUGGAAAACUCAAGUACAACAUUACCCAUAAAAAAAAUUCACAAUUUUCAUCAGAACGAGAAAAAGAAAUUAUUAAUAAUUCAUUUAGAUGGACAAAACAAAUCGACCAAACUGAUACACAAAUCAUGUUGUAACCUUUCGCCAGUCUUUUAAGCAAUAAUACUUAUAUGUCGAGCUAUUUUACGAACGACAAUGAAAAGUUGUUUUUAAAGAUUAUUUUCGAAUGAACCAAAUUGAUUAAUCAUGUAUUCUUAUUCCUUCUCUGAAUUGAAAAAGAAUUAAAAAUGAAUCAAUAAUUGAUGAAAUAAUUUAUAUUUACU